CGAGGAAGUGACCGGGGCGUGCAUGCAUACUGUUGACAGUCGAGCCGUUUCAUGCUGAACAUCUUCCGACUGCACUGUGCAUUUCUUUUUAUAAUAUUUCUAGAUUAAACACAGAACUACAGCCUCGUUUACACUACAUUUAUCAUUCAUAGGUUAAAAUUCUUGCGAUGCAUGGAUCCUAGACGUGCCUGUGCGUUACAGUAGCAGCUCAAGCCUCACGUCUGAACUUUGUAUAUCGUCCUUUUUCUAUAUUUUAUGAGCUCGUAACCUUGAGGCACGCGGUACGUUGUCCAGACAUCAACGGGAGCGUUGUAUGCUCCUAGCAACCUGUAUGUAUCCUAGAAAUACGAUCCUCAAAUGAAACGUAAGACUUGGUUGUCUUGCAAGCGGUGAGUUGUUGUUAAUGUAAGCGUACACAUGCUACAACAAUGCUAGCCAUCUUGCAAAUGAUCAAAGGACGUGCGUGAGGUAAUGAUGAGGAUAACGAUAUGCAAUGCAUAUUCCAUCAAAUAAGCGCCUGGGCGACGAUGCAGAAUAACCAAAUAAUUGCACCAUGGCGCCAUUUGACGUGUAUUGGGACCACCACAUUCCCCUUCCCAAGCUCCCUCCUCUCAAAGCCAAAAUCACAGUGGCUACGGUGGCGCUCCUUUGCUUCAUCAACAGCUAUGACGGGGAUUUUGUGUUCGAUGAUUCCGAAGCAAUUAUCAAUAACAAGGACCUCAGACCUACAACACCACUGAGCAACAUCUGGAACAAUGACUUCUGGGGAAGCAACCUGAGCAGCAACUCCAGUCACAAAUCCUAUCGACCUCUCACUGUUCUUACAUUUAGGCUCAACUACCUCCUGGCGGGCGGCCACUACCCCGUGGGCUUCCACGUGCCCAACGUGGUUCUGCACGCCGUCAUCUCGGCGCUGAUGGUGGACGUGUUCGCCGUGCUGAUCGGCGGCCUGUCCCACGCCGGGGGGAGCGGCGGCGGCGGCGGCGGCGGCGUGCAGAACCUGGCGCCGAGGGCCUCCCUGCUGGCGGCGCUGAUGUUCGCCGCGCACCCCGUCCACACGGAGAGCGUGGCCGGGGUCGUGGGCCGUGCAGACCUUUUGUGCGCUCUGUUUUUCCAGCUGUCUUUUCUCACCUAUUGUAAAGCCUUUCACGGAGGCAGCGACCGGUGCGAGGGGAAGUUCUCUGUCCAGUGGGUGGUGCUGAGCCUCUUGCUCUGCGCGGCAGCCAUGCUCUGCAAAGAGCAGGGCAUCACCGUGCUGGGCGUAAAUGCAGCCUUUGAUGUCCUCCUGAUCUGUAACGUCAACUUGUUUGAGCUCAGUCAGAGGCUGCUCCUCAGAAGGAAAGAUAUCGAUGUCGGUGAGCUGGUGCGGACCGGGCUGCUGUCCCGAUUGGCUCUCCUGGCCGUGGGAGGAGCCUCUAUGAUCUACGCCCGCUGGAGGAUCAUGGGAACGGGACCACCGGUGUUCACUGAGGCAGACAACCCGGCAUCCUUCGCAGAUAGCAUGUUUCUACGAAUAGUGAACUAUAAUUACUACUACUCACUGAAUGCCUGGCUGCUGCUGUGUCCCUGGUGGCUGUGUUUUGAUUGGUCCAUGGGCUGUGUGCCUCUCAUUAAUUCAGUCACUGAUUGGAGGAUAGUUUGGCUGCUGCUGCUCUGGUGCGUUCUGAUAGGCUUGAUAAGCCAAGCCUUAUGCUCGCCGGACAGCCAGAGAAGGAGGACGCUGACUCUGGGCCUGGUGCUGCUGCUGGUCCCCUUCCUGCCCGCCUGCAACCUCUUCUUCAGGGUGGGCUUUGUCGUGGCCGAGAGGGUCCUCUAUCUGUCGUCGGCGGGCUACUGCCUGCUGCUGGCCUACGCCCUGGGCCACUGCUGCUGCCGUUGGGCAAGGCACCGGAGGCUGCUGGGAGUGUGUGUGCUGGCCCUGCUGGGUGUGUACGUGGUUCGCUGUGCACACCGCAGUCACCAGUGGAGGUCAGAGCAGAGCCUCUUCAGCAGCGCCCUGUUGGUCUGCCCUCUCAACGCUAAGGUCCAUUACAAUGUGGGCAAGAACCUGGCUGACAGGGGCAACACGACCACAGCUAUAUCCUACUACAGGGAGGCCGUCAGACUGCACCCGACCUACGUCCACGCCAUGAAUAACCUGGGCAACAUCCUGAAGGAGCGAGAGGAGCUGGUGGAGGCUGAGAUGCUGCUCUCUAAAGCCGUAGCCAUCCAGCCGGACUUUGCUGCAGCGUGGAUGAACCUGGGCAUCGUGCAGAACAGCCUGCAGAAAUUCAGCGCCGCCGAGCGCAGCUACUGGAACGCCAUCUCCUUCCGGAAGAAGUACCCGGACUGCUACUACAACCUGGGGCGGCUGUACGCUGACCAGAACCGGCACCUGGAGGCGCUGAACGCCUGGAAGAACGCUACGAUGUUGAAGCCUGACCACAGCCUGGCCUGGAACAACAUGGUCAUCCUGCUGGACAACACUGGUAACUUGGGCCAAGCCGAGCUGAUUGGCCGAGAGGCGCUGAAGCUCCUCCCCAAUGACCACACCAUCAUGUUCUCAUUGGCCAACGUCCUCGGCAAGCAACAGAAAUACAAGGAGUCGGAGGGCUUCUUCCUCCUCGCGCUCAAGAUAAACCCAAACUCUGCCAGUUGCCAUGGCAAUUUGGCCGUGCUGUACCACCGCUGGGCCAGGAUGGAGCUGGCCAAGACGCACUACGAGCUGGCCCUGAAGCUGGACCCCGAAGCCCCUGGCACCCUGGGCAACUACAAGAUGCUGCUCCGCAAGAUGGAGCAGCUCCGUCGCAGCACUCCCUGACGAUACACGAUACACUCCUAGACCAAGCUUCCACGACCAACUCCAGUGUUUAAUGAUGAUGAUGAUGAUGAUGAUGGACAACAUAGAACUUUGUAUUGUCUCGAUGGUGAGGAAAUAAAGACCACUCUCUGUGUAUCCAA
Gadus morhua (Atlantic cod) is the source of this 2940-nucleotide messenger RNA. It is a transcript of the gene tmtc4, whose product is annotated as transmembrane O-mannosyltransferase targeting cadherins 4. The transcript has 18 exons. Gene Ontology annotation, biological process: protein O-linked glycosylation via mannose; endoplasmic reticulum unfolded protein response. The record is from RefSeq and is a predicted model, not a curated record. NCBI's taxonomy places the organism in Eukaryota, Metazoa, Chordata, Actinopteri, Gadiformes, Gadidae. Bases 554 to 2800 code for a protein of 748 amino acids. Gene Ontology annotation, molecular function: protein binding; mannosyltransferase activity. Gene Ontology annotation, cellular component: endoplasmic reticulum.